GACGAGAACCUCGAGAUUCCCAGGCACGAGCUAGUUUCCCACGGCGGCAGCCAUUCCUCCAUUUGGCGUGCGUUUCUCCUUCCCGUUUGCACCGGGCUGACGCGUUUCACGCGCUCUCGACCUCCGCAGCGAGCAGCACUGCGCGUGCAGAGCCUCGCCCUUGUCGGUUGCCUUCACGCGUGACGCGAAUUCCAAAUCGUUCUGCCCCAACAGGCGCCAGCCAUGGCGGCAGUAUCGCAGGCAGCGGCGCGAGCGCCGUACUCCGUCGCGCGAUCCCUCGGCGGCAGAGCAGCGCAGCGCCUGUCGCAGACACAUUCGCUUUCCAAGGCCUUCUUUUCCGGGCUCAGUCUCAGCCAAGUCGCCCUUUCGGCUGACGCCAAAUCGCCGCAGGUCGCGCAGAGGCGCGCCGCCAGCCGCGGCGCUCGCUGCGACGCAAAGGGGGCUGCUGCGACGGCGGGGAGCGACGGGAAGCCGCGCGUGCGAUUCGCGCCGUCGCCGACGGGGAACCUGCACGUGGGCGGGGCGCGCACGGCGCUGUUCAACUGGCUUUUCGCCAGGGCGACGGGUGGCAAGUUCGUUCUGCGCGUGGAGGACACCGAUCUGAACCGCUCUACGCCGGAGUCCGAGGCCGCCAUGGUGCGCGACCUGCGCUGGCUGGGGCUCGACUGGGACGAAGGCCCCGACGUGGGCGGCCCGCUGGGUCCGUACCGGCAGUCGGAGCGCAACGAGAUCUACCGCGAGCUGACCGACAAGCUGCUGGCGUCGGGCAUGGUGUACCGCUGCUUCUGCUCUGAUGAGGAGCUAGCAGCAAUGAAGGCGGAGCAGGAGGCGAAGAAGCUUCCUCCCAAGUACGCGGGCAAGUGGGCCACUGCCAGCGAGGAGGAGGUGGCUGCGGAGCUGGCGAAGGGCACACCGCACUCGUUCCGGUUCCGAGUGCCGGCCAACAAAGUCAUCAAGAUCAACGACCUCGUUAGAGGGGAGGUGGCGUGGAACACGGACACGCUGGGCGACUUUGUGGUGCUGAGGAGCAACGGGCAGCCGGUGUACAACUUCUGCGUGACCGUGGAUGACGCCACCAUGAAGAUCUCCCACGUCAUCCGAGCGGAGGAGCAUUUGCCCAACACCCUGCGGCAGGCGCUCAUCUACGAGGCCCUGGGUCUCCCCAUGCCCACGUUCGGCCACGUGUCGCUCAUCCUCGCCCCUGACCGCUCCAAGCUCUCCAAGCGCCACGGCGCCACCUCCGUGGGGCAGUUCAAGGAGCUGGGCUUCCUGCCGGAGGCCAUGGUGAACUACCUGGCGCUGCUGGGGUGGAACGACGGCACGGAGGACGAGAUCUUCACGCCCACGCAGCUAGUUGAGAAGUUCUCCCUCUCCCGCGUCACCAAGAGCGCUGCCAUCUUCGACAACGCCAAGCUGCGGUGGAUCAACGGCCAGCACUUCCGCCAGCUGGACGAGGAAGCUUCCACGCAGGUGCUCGCUGAACAGUGGCACGCCAGCGGCCUGCUGACGUCAGCAGAUACGAGCAGCAGCACCGUGCAGAUGGCAGCAGCGCUGGUUCGCAACGGCCUGGAGCUCGUCACUGACGCAGACGUGGCGCUGGAGGCACUGCUGGCUUACCCGCUCAAGGAGACACUCGCCAGCGACGAAGCCAAGGAAGUGGUGGAAGACGGCCUUGCAGACGUGAGAACAGCCCUGCUGGCGGAUUGGGAUAGCGGUGCCCUGCUGGCAGCAGUGGAGGGAGGGGCUGCCACGUGGAAGAAGUGGAUCAAGGGGUUCGGGAAGGCUGCAGGGCGCAAGGGCAAGCGCCUGUUCAUGCCCCUGCGCGUGCUGCUGACGGGGCGCAUGCACGGGCCUGACGUGGGGGAGACUCUGCUCAUGCUGCACCAGGCUGCAGGCGACCAGGCGUUUGGCCCCAAGGCACACUGCGUGGGGCUGGAGGAGAGGAUAAGGAUCGUGAGGGAGGCGGACCUUGCUGCCGCUGGGGCUGGGGCUGAAGCUGUUGCUGCCAGUGCGGCACACUGACACGGGGAAGACUCUUGGCAGGCUGCUGCAGGCAGGGGGGUUGGAAGAGAGGAUGAGGAUUGUGAGGGAUGUGGGACUUGGUGGUGCUGCUGAUGUUAGUGCUGUUGGCACUGAAGCUGUUGCUGUUAGCAUCACUUGGUGAUUGUUUUGGCUAGGCUGCUAGCUAGUCAGUGCUCCACUUCUGCUUUGUGAUAUAGUCUGUCGUGAGGUAGCUGGUACCACCCUACCUGAUUCAGAACCGUGUUCUGGUAAUUGUUGGAAAGCCGUGAAGGCUUUGGGAUGUGCAUUGGGUUGGGUCAGAUGGUAUGGGAAGAAAGGCCCCAUUGAAUUGAGAGCGUUUUGCUUUAAUGGAACACGGUUUAGU
Molecule: messenger RNA, 2386 nt
Organism: Closterium sp. NIES-67
Lineage: Eukaryota; Viridiplantae; Streptophyta; Zygnematophyceae; Desmidiales; Closteriaceae
Source: the annotation of a GenBank genome assembly